Messenger RNA from Aphanomyces astaci, 1528 nucleotides. RefSeq lists its product as hypothetical. The record is from RefSeq and is a predicted model, not a curated record. NCBI's taxonomy places the organism in Eukaryota, Oomycota, Saprolegniomycetes, Saprolegniales, Verrucalvaceae. The coding region runs from base 19 to 576 and encodes 185 amino acids. Gene Ontology annotation, molecular function: ribonuclease P RNA binding; ribonuclease P activity. Gene Ontology annotation, biological process: tRNA 5'-leader removal. Gene Ontology annotation, cellular component: nucleolar ribonuclease P complex; fibrillar center; ribonuclease MRP complex. The transcript has a single exon.
UUUGAUUGGCGGAGAACGAUGGCGACGCUGCGGCACCGAGCGCUGCAAGAGAAAGACCGAUGGAAGGAGUCGUCCGACGCUAGCCGCCGCCUUCGUCCGCUGCCCUUUUCUCUAGUGGAGAACGAAGACAAGCAAAUCGUCCUUGAUCGCAUACUGCAUGAACUUACACCCCUCCUUCCUGCCGUGGCGCCUCUGAAAGUUGUCGCGAUCGGUGUCAACGCAGUCACGCGGCUCCUCGAGCGCCACCAGGCCAGCGUCGUUGUCCUUGCCAUGAACCCGUCGGUGCAGCCUGCCGCAUGGCACAUCAUGUCUAUGGCAAGCAUGUUUGCCGUCCCUAUCUGUGUGCUGGCCACCACGUCCCAAGAACUUGGCGAUGCCAUGGGGCUGAAGGCUGCGUCCGCCGUAGCCCUCGCAUCCAUUCCGGACAACACUGGUGGGUCCAUAUCGUCGUCGUCGUCAGAAACCCACGUGGAUCCAAAUGUGUCGAGACAGUUUGCUUCCAUUGCAGCGUACCUCGAGUCGAAGCAAUCAAUCGUUAGCCAGCCUCACGUCGUCCAGGUGCUUAAAUAUAAAUGAUUAUCGGUCCAUCCUACUCGUCGGACAACUACUAUAUCAACCCUUUGUUUCUUCGCCUUCGGUCUGCCUUUCCUGGAGCUUAGCCUCCAUUCUCGCCACCGCUUCGGUCAGCAUGUUGAGCUUGGUGCUGUUACUGCCCAAGCGCACGUACAAGUCGCCUUGCUGCGUGGCAAUCUGCUGUUGGGUCAACGUAGUCUGACUCAAGAGCGUCAUCAGCAUCGUUUCCAUGGAGCUUCCAUCGGUAGCCUCUUCCUCGGACGACUGCCGCGGGUGCUCGGUGGUCGGCAUAAAGUUCCCUGGCAUCGAAGUCGUAAAGUCGUCGACGCUGGACCGCCGCUGGCUCGCGCACGAUGUUGUGGCCAUGUCCAGGAUGUCCAUCGAGUAGCUUCGCACUGGCUUCUCCAUCUUCGUCGACACCAAGCUCCCUCGCCCCGCGAUCGUCUGGUCCUCAUCAAAGUAGCACGGGACGGACAUGGUCGUCGUGACCCGAAAGCUCUCGUCCAGCGAUGCCUUGCGCACAGACCGAAGGCGGCGCUCCACAAGCAUCUUGGACACCAUGUGGCCCAACCUCACGAGUUUCGACAUGUCCACGUCGAAUUCCGUGCGCGGUUCCGCAUCCAGUACGAAGAUCGUGCCCACGGCGACACUUUCGACCACGAUCGGCACGCUCGCAUAGAACCGGAACUGGCCGGCGCCAGUCACGAGCGGGUUAAAGCAGAAGCGCUCGUCCACGCGGGCAUCCAGCACCACCACCGGCUGGUUCAAAUACAGAGUAUGCGUGCAAAAUGACACUGUCCUUGGCAUUUCUACGUUCACAUGUGGCGUUGGGCACAGAUUAGACCUCCUCUCUCAACCCAAGUAAGCAGCAUACGCCCAGAGGAAAGGAUAACUAACGCCCUUGUUUGCAUUCAUGGAAACUAUAUACUAGUAUAUAUAUAAAUAUAAAUAUAUA